AUGUUUGGGUCACCGUUCACUUCGUUCGUUCUGGCAGUGGCCUUAAUUAGCAGCUGGAGUUUCAAGCUGACCAACGCAUCCAACAUAUUGGCCCUGUUCAUCAAUAGCCACCGUUCCCAUUUGCUGCUCUACACAUCAAUUGUAAAUUUGCUACUGGACAGGGGACACAAUGUAACCGUUAUAACCACUCUGGAAGUGCAAGAAUUCUCCUCAGCUCCUGAAAAUCUAAAAUGGAUAAAGUUAUCAUCGGAGUACACGAGAUCGAGGCAUUUGCCAAAUUCGAAUGCCUUGGAACAGAUUGAAUCCAUGAUGAAGCGUAUCGAUGACACCUCAGAGUUUAUGAACGAUCCAGCGUGGCGUAAAUUUAUGAAGGAUCCGAGAGACCAUCAUUUCGAUCUUAUGCUAUUGGGUUACCUCUUCAAUGACUACCAAUUGGGUGUGGCUGCUCAUUUUAAGUGUCCCUCGGUGGUGAUUUGGACUGGGCAGCCAAUUGGAUUUAUUCAUAAAUUAAUUGGUAAUCCGGAAUACAGACGAUAUGUGCCUCAACCCUACGAUCGACAUCAAUACAGAGGUUGGAGGGGUGUUGCAUUUGGAUGGUUCGAGAAGUUCGUCGAAAGCAUUGCUUUGCACAAAAUGAAGGAAGUGUAUGAUGAACACUUCCCCCAACCCGAAUACCCUACAUUUUGGGAAAUACGAAAAAAUGUCUCCCUGACGUUUGUCAAUCACCAUUCGUUGAGUGAGGGUCCCAUUGGUCCACAGGUACCGGGGAUUAUUGAAAUUGGUGGUCUGCAAUAUUCAAAACUAUAUGCCAACAAAACUUCCACUGAACACUGUGACAGUGAUCUCGAAACCAUCCUAAAUGAGGGAAAGGACAUUAUCUAUCUGAGUUUUGGUUCCCGAGUUAAGUGGUCAAUGUUGGAUAGAAAUAUGCCAAGAGUUUUCGUUGAGGCGUUUAAAUUAUUCAUCAACUAUACAGUUAUAUGGACUUAUGACCGAGACUGUGAGGACUUGGAAAAACUCUCCCCAAACAUUAAAUGUCGUGCUUGGUGGCCUCAAAAUGCAAUAUUAGCCUGGAAUAAUACAAAGCUUUUUAUAACGCAUGGCGGCAAGGGCAGUGUUUCGGAAGUGUAUAGCCAUGCUAAACCCAUUUUGGGUUUUGCUUUCUUUGGCGAUCAGAGAGCCAACGUGGCCAGAAUACAAACCAAACAGUUGGGCAUGGCAUUGGACAUUUAUAAUCUCACCUCAGCCCAAUUGGUGGAUACGCUCAACGAACUUCUAAAGACUGAUCGGUAUCAUAGAAAUGCAUUGGCAUUCUCUCGAUUAUAUCGCGACAGGCCCCAAAGCAGCGAAGAAAGCGUCAUCUUUUGGCUGGAAUAUGUCAUGCGAUACGGCGGUGCAAGACAUUUACACAGUCCUCUGAGGGAUUUGAACUUUUUUGAAUAUUAUUCAUUAGAUAUUUAUUUAAUUGUCAUUGUAAUAUUGUUAAUUGUAGUCAAAUUAUGCAAUUGGUUGGAAAAGAAGCUCGAAUCAUAAAAACUUACC
Messenger RNA from Musca domestica (house fly), 1542 nucleotides. RefSeq names its product UDP-glucosyltransferase 2 (gene Ugt307A1). Lineage: Eukaryota; Metazoa; Arthropoda; Insecta; Diptera; Muscidae. The transcript is spliced from 2 exons. The record is from RefSeq and is a predicted model, not a curated record. The coding region runs from base 1 to 1533 and encodes 510 amino acids. Gene Ontology annotation, molecular function: UDP-glycosyltransferase activity.